CCACUGGCGCCACCUCCGCCGCGUCGGCGCCGUCGAGAUCCUCUCCGCGGGCCGGCUCAACGAAUUGGCCGGCAUCCGGAGGGACGAAGUUAGGAGCCUCAUCCUCAUGACCUGAUGUUCAACAUCAUGAUGACGAUGAUCGCCGGGAAAAGCUACGAUGGACCGGCGCCCGGCGGCCAGGAACAAUUUAAGGAGAUGAUGGUGGAGGUUCUGGCCUGUGCUGGGGCUUCUAGCAAUGCCGAUUUCCUGCCGGUCUUGAAUUGGCUUGAUGGUGGAAGGUAUGAGAGGAAGCUGGCCGGACUUUCCAAGAGACUGGAUGGGCUCAUGCAGAGGUUGAUCGAUGAAAGUCGAUUCUCCAAUAACAAUGGCGGCGACACAACAAUGGUUGAUCAUCUCCUCUCCUUGCAGCAAUCCCAGCCGGAGUACUACUCCGACAAAAUCAUCAAAGGCCUUCUUCCCAUUCUGACGUUAGAAUGGGCAAUGUCGAACCUGCUCAACCAUCCGGAGAUACUGAAGAAAGCGAGGGACGAGAUCGAUACCCAAGUCGGGGAAGGUCGAAUGGUGGAAGAACUGGACCUCCCUAAGUUGCAGUACCUGCAGAACACAAUCUCGGAAACCUUGCGAUUGUACCCGCCAAGACCGCUUCUGAUUCCUCGCACCUCGUCUCGAGAUUUCACCCUUGGUGGCUACCACGUGCCGCGGAACACAAUGCUGUUGGUGAAUGCUUGGGCCAUUCACAGGGAUCCUCAGGUUUGGGACGACGCAACGAGUUUCAAGCCGGAGAGGUUUGAGAUUAGUGGUGAUGGAGAAGCUGAGGCUGGAGAUCGUAGUAGUAGUCGUCGUCCUAAGCCCAUUCCGUUCGGAAUAGGUCGAAGGGCUUGCCCCGGGGAGGGUCUGGCUCGACGACUCGUCGGGUUGACUCUGGCAUCUCUGAUCCAGUGUUUUGAGUGGAAAAAGGUGGUUGAGGAGGAAGAUAUUGACAUGGCAGAAGGCCCUGGGAUUACCAUGCCAAAGCUGAUCCCUCUGCAGCUCAACUGCAAGCCUCAUCGUAUGGUCAGCGACAUGGUUAUUGCGUAGAAGUUUGUCAAGCUUUGUAUUUCAUGGUUUUAACUCCAGCUGGUUUGAGUUUCCUAGAGUAUUUUCUUUCAUAGUUUCAUCGAGUUUACAUACCAAAAUAUCCAUGUUAUACAAGGGUUCCAAGUGUUUAAUCAUUCAGCUUGCAAAUGUCCACAAACUUCUGAACUGCAUUGUGGUAUUGGGUUCCCUGCAAUUGGAACCAACAUCGCAGUUUCAGCUCAAACAUUUGAAGAUUACAUGAAAAAUAGAAACAGCAAAGGACAUACAAAGAAGAGGAAGAGGAAGAGGAAGAAGUAGCAGAAGUACCUCCCAAUAGAGUUGGUUGCAUUCC
Molecule: messenger RNA, 1408 nt
Organism: Linum trigynum
Lineage: Eukaryota; Viridiplantae; Streptophyta; Magnoliopsida; Malpighiales; Linaceae
Source: the annotation of a GenBank genome assembly